Chaetura pelagica (chimney swift) is the source of this 329-nucleotide messenger RNA. RefSeq names its product protein tyrosine phosphatase type IVA 1-like. Gene Ontology annotation, biological process: dephosphorylation. Gene Ontology annotation, cellular component: nucleus. NCBI's taxonomy places the organism in Eukaryota, Metazoa, Chordata, Aves, Apodiformes, Apodidae. Gene Ontology annotation, molecular function: phosphatase activity. The record is from RefSeq and is a predicted model, not a curated record. The transcript has 3 exons. The annotation marks the transcript as partial.
AUGGCCCGAAUGAACCGCCCAGCUCCUGUGGAAAUCACCUACAAGAACAUGAGAUUCCUAAUCACACACAAUCCAACCAAUGCAACCUUAAACAAAUUUAUAGAGGAACUUAAGAAAUAUGGUGUUACCACAGUGGUAAGAGUGUGUGAAGCUACUUAUGACACUGCUCCGGUGGAAAAAGAAGGCAUUCAGGUUUUGGAUUGGCCCUUUGAUGACGGUGCUCCACCAUCCAACCAGAUUGUUGAUGACUGGCUAAACCUCCUUAAAGUUAAAUUUCGUGAAGAACCUGGUUGUUGUGUUGCUGUACACUGUGUUGCUGGUCUUGGAAG